GAGCCGAGCCGAGCCGAGCCGGGCCGGGCCGUGCAGGAUCUGGCCCCGCAGCGCUGCCCCCGGCGGCAGCCCCGCCUCUGCUCUGCGGCACGGUCUUUAGGGGGGGGUGGUGGUGGUGGUGGGGUUGUAGGGGGGGGGGUGUCGCUGCCUUGCGCUCCGCAAUUAGCGCUUCGCACCGCUGUCAGCCCCGAGCUCCCCGGGGGGCCGCCGCCGCCGCCCCCCCUUUGUGCCCGGCGCGAUGCGGGCAGCGGCAGGUUUAAACCUCCAGACGGGUUGAAGAAAAACAAAAACAAAAAAUAAGAAUAGUAAUAAUAAUAAUAAAAGGAAGCGCUUGGCAGAUUUUGUUCCCUCCCUUGAAAGCCCGGUGGACGCGGAGCAGAUCAGUCACUUGAAGACGCCAGAGGACGGUUUGCAGAAGGCUGCUACACAGUGUAGCUCGGACGCUGUGAGUUUCAAGAAUCUGGUGAAAGGGAGAGAGUGGACAAUGAAAAUGGACAUGGAGGAUGCUGACAUGACUCUGUGGACGGAAGCCGAUUUUGAAGAGAAGUGCACGUACAUUGUAAACGACCACCCAUGGGAUCCCAGCGCCGACGGAGGCACCCUAACUCAGGCAGAGGCUUCCUUGCCAAGGAACUUGACUUUCAAAUACGCAUCGAACUGCAAAGAGGUCACUGGAGUUAUAAGCAAAGAGUACAUCCCAAAAGGAACGCGCUUUGGACCCCUGGUAGGAGAGAUCUAUACCAGCGAUACGGUUCCCAAGAAUGCGAACAGAAAAUACUUUUGGCGGAUCUAUUCAAGUGGUGAGCUUCACCACUUCAUUGAUGGAUUUAACGAGGACAAGAGCAACUGGAUGCGUUAUGUAAACCCCGGCUACUCCGUUCAGGAACAGAACUUGGCAGCCUGUCAGAAUGGAAUGAACAUCUACUUCUACACUAUCAAGCCCAUCCCUGCCAACCAAGAGCUGCUUGUGUGGUAUUGCCGAGACUUUGCAGAGAGGCUGCACUAUCCCUCCUCCAGAGAGCUGACAAUGAUGAACCUCACACAAACACACGUUAAUCCAAAGCAGCACAGUGCUGAUAAAGAUGAACUCUAUCAGAAAAGCGUCCCAAAGAAGGAGCACAGCGUGAAAGAAAUCCUGAAAAUGGAAUCCAAUCCUCCAAAAGGAAAAGACUUCUUCCAGACCAACAUUUCACCAGUUACUCCAGAAAAAGACUUGGAUGACUUGCGUAAGAACUAUAGCCCAGAGAGGUGUUUCUUCCCUCGAGUUGUCUACCCAAUCCGACCUCACAUUCCAGAAGACUAUCUGAAAGCUUCCUUAGCGUAUGGGAUGGACAGACCCAGCUACGUUACUCACUCACCCAUCCAGUCAUCUACUACACCAAGUCCUUCUGGGAGGAGCAGCCCAGACCAAAGUUUAAAAAGUUCAAGCCCUCACAGCAGUCCAGGGGUCACAGUCUCACCUCUGGCACCUACGUCCCAGGAGCACAGAGAGUCGUACUCUUACUUGAAUGGAUCCUACGGCUCAGAGGGAUUGGGGUCUUAUCCUGGAUACGCACCCCCCAGCCACCUCCCGUCUGCCUUUCUACCAUCCUAUAACCCCCACUACCCCAAAUUUCUGUUACCUCCAUUCAAUAUGAGCUGUAAUAACCUGAGCGCUUUGAACAAUAUCAAUGGCAUCAACAAUUUCAAUCUCUUCCCGCGGAUGUAUCCUCUCUAUGGCAACCUACUCAGCGGAGGUAGCCUUUCCCACCACAUGUUGAACCCCGCCACGCUCCCCAGUUCACUGCCCAGCGAAGGAGGCCGUCGUUUGCUGCAGCCUGAUCAUCCGAGAGACUUCCUCAUACCAGCACCUAACAGUGCCUUCUCUAUCACGGGAGCUGCUGCCAGCAUGAAGGACAAGCCGUGCAGCCCCACCAGCGGGUCACCCACAGCUGGUACAGCAGCCAGUUCGGAACACAUAAUGCAACCUAAACCUACCUCAGUGGUGUUGGCCGCCACCGGCGGUGAAGAAGCCAUGAAUCUCAUUAAAAGUAAGAGGAAUGUGACUGGUUACAAAACCCUCCCAUACCCACUGAAGAAGCAGAACGGGAAGAUCAAGUACGAAUGCAACGUUUGCUCCAAGACCUUUGGCCAGCUCUCCAAUCUGAAGGUGCACCUCCGAGUACACAGCGGAGAGAGACCAUUUAAAUGCCAGACCUGCAAUAAGGGCUUCACCCAGCUGGCUCACCUCCAGAAGCACUAUCUGGUACACACAGGAGAAAAACCCCACGAGUGUCAGGUUUGUCACAAGCGGUUCAGCAGCACCAGCAAUCUCAAAACCCACCUGCGGCUCCACUCUGGAGAGAAGCCUUACCAGUGCAAGCUGUGCCCAGCCAAAUUCACCCAGUUUGUGCACCUGAAGCUGCACAAGCGUCUCCACACCCGGGAACGUCCCCAUAAAUGCAUCCACUGCCACAAGAGCUACAUUCACCUCUGCAGCCUCCAGGUCCAUCUGAAAGGCAACUGCCCGGUUGCCCCUGCCUCCGGCCUCUCGAUGGAGGACCUGAAUCGAAUCAACGAGGAAAUCGAGAAGUUCGACAUCAGUGACAAUGCCGACAAGUUGGAAGAAAUGGAGGACAAUAUCGACUUAACAUCAGUUGUGGAGAAGGAUAUACUGACCAUGCUCAGAAGGGAAAUGGAAGGAGCUAAUCUCAAAGUAUCUUUACAGAGGAACCUGGGAAAUGGACUUAUCUCCUCAGGAUGCAACCUUUACGAGUCUUCAGAUAUGUCAAUUAUGAAGUUGCCUCACGGUCACCCACUACCUCUGUUACCUGUAAAGGUCAAGCAAGAAACAGUUGAACCAAUGGACCCUUAAGACUUUUUGGCAAAGUGAUUUUUUUUUAUUUAUGACUUGGCAAGUCAGGGUGCCUGUAGCAAUUGCUUGUACAUAGUUUCAAUGCUGCAAAGCAAUCUUGGCUUACAGUAGUUUCCCUACGCUCUACAGCUGAAAGAAGGAACUCCAAAGUUACUGUUUUCUCAGGGCAUAAAAAGAGGCAAAGGACUGUGCGUUGCCUCGCCAGUUACUAAAAGACAAUCAUCUAUCCAUAAUUAUUUUUUCAAUGAUAGUACUUCAUAAUUUAUUAUGCAAUUUAUCAUUCUAAAAGCAAUAAUUAGAAAAAUGUUUACAAUGACUGGAAAAUUCAUUGUAAUUUUUACUUUAAAUGUUUUUAUUUUUUGUUUUAUGGCCAUUCUUUGUAGAUAUUUUUUCUGCACAUCUGUUUUAAGAACCUAAGAUUGGGGUUUCAGUAACCGUGUUUUAUGUACCAAUGUCUUUUAAACAAAUGUGGUUUUUUGCAUUGCCAAAGUUGGACAUUUGACAUACAGAAUCCUAGAUCAGUUGGUUUGAAAAAAAAAUGCUGUGUACUUUUAUGUGCAAAUCACCCCAUUGGGAUUGAAAAAGAAAAAAAAAAAGAGUAAGAAAAGGGUAGCAGCAAGCAGAGAAGAAACUGGUGCCCCAGCCUCUCUGAGGAUGGGAGAGAGAUUCUUCUACCUGCAGCUCUACCCGGAACAGAUGUGGCACAGCAAACACCUACCUGCCAUGGACAAUACCACAGGUUUUUAGAAAACAGCUAUAGCCCCACACCUCGGCAUGUAACUUUAUGACCAAAGGAAUGCAUCAGCUUAAAGUGGCUCUUCCAAAAUUAAAUAUCACUUACAUUCUCCUAUUCCAACAGCAGUUUAAAAGCAAACACACCAUUAUUCUUAAUAUUCUGCCUAAAAGGAGUUUUUGGCAGAUUUCUUUCUUCUCUCUCUCUCUCUCUUUUUUUUUUUUUUUUUUUUUUUUUUUUUUUUUGGCCAGAGCCUUCCAGGGAUAAAAAAAAUAAAAAUAAAUAAUGGUCAGAUUCCCUGAGAAUUAAGGGGUUUGGUUUUACUUGUGUUUUCCUCUCCCACUUUGCCUGGGUAGAAGUGGGGAACAAAGUCCUUUUCUGGCACAUACAUUUUUUUUCUUUCUUCCUGUACAACUCAGAUUUUUCUCAGUAUUUGUGUUUGUACAUUUUGUGGUUAAUUUAAUUAAAGAAGAAAAGGGCAUUGCAAAGUUGUUGAACAACAAUUACCUCAGUGCUUGUGUCCAGUGGUGCAGACGUUGCUGUUUUAUCUAAAUGCUUUGCUACUUUAGAGAAGAAACCAAAAUGUGCACAGGGAAAGAUAGAAUGCACGUCCUUUUAUCUUUUUGUUUUGCUAAGCCCAAAGAUGAUAUGGUGACAUUUGAGGUGUAGCAAAGAACACAUGUAUAUUUAUAGAUAUAUUUAUACCACUAUACUAUAUAUGUAUAUGUAUAUAUAUUUAUACCACUUAAGUUGUGAGCCAAACCAUGUAAUAAAACUUAUUUUUCAUCUAAGUGUGAAAAUCAAAUGUUAUCCAGUUUCGCAUAUUACCAGUGACCUCAAAACCAGAAGGUUGUACUAAGGCAUUUAUCACUUGCAAGUGCACAUGCACAAUUGUCCAUGUGAAGCCUGAACUUGCAAACGCCUGAUGUGAAAACCAUCACUCACACGGGGAGUCUCAGCAAAUUCAGUGGGAAAUACCAUGUCUGCAGGACCCCGGGGUCUUUGGUCCCCUGCUCUCCUGGCAGUGUAUACUGGGGGGAAGAGGCGGGUGGUCAGUGAACAAGCAGCCAGAAAACUUAACCAAAAGAACUUGAAAAGAAGCCAAAUACUGCCCAUGGGUGGUGUAAGUACAGAACAGAGUGAAGGAUAGGCUGAGUUAGUGGGGAUGAGCCCCUAGUCUCGUUUUGCCCUGCCGUUAACGAGUUGCAUGGUCAACUCACGUAAACCUAAGUAGCGUUAUUACAGUCUUCCCCUCCAGUUGUAUCUUUUUGUCUGUUUAUAUUCUUAGGAUUUUUAAGGUCUCCCGUUUCAUCAGUCCAGGAUUUGGUGAUUUUUUUUUUUCCCCAUCAAAGUAUUUUGAUGCCUUCUGUUUAAAACAAUCCUGACAUACACGUCUCUUUACACAGCUUUUGAAGGACUACAGUUCAUUACAUUUCCACUCCUACAACUUGUGAGGCUGACAUCUUUUAAAUGUAGCAAUAGUUCAUAAAUAUAGUACUUACUUGUAGGAUAAACCAAAGUAUCACUACUCUGUCACUGGACACACACUUUUCCUAUAUUUGCCUGUAGUGCUUUCUUGUAUUUGAUACAAAUUUUACAAGAAUUUAUAUGCAUCAGCUUUAAGAAUUGUUACUUCUCUUUACUGUUUCCCCCUUCCCUUAGAAGUUUUACAUGUGAAUGUAGCAACAAUCAACAGUGUUUUGUUUUUUUUUUUUUUGUCUCUCUUAAGAAAGACUCUGACCAAAGUUAACAGGCUUUUUACUUUGCUAGAACAACAAACUAUCAUAUGUUUACGUAUUGGUUUACAUCAUUAUUUAUGUGCAAAUUGUCAAAUGUAAAUUAAAUAUAAGUGUUCAUUGCUUUA
Anas platyrhynchos (mallard) is the source of this 5451-nucleotide messenger RNA. RefSeq names its product PR/SET domain 1 (gene PRDM1). Gene Ontology annotation, cellular component: nucleus; cytoplasm. Gene Ontology annotation, molecular function: protein binding; DNA-binding transcription repressor activity, RNA polymerase II-specific; RNA polymerase II cis-regulatory region sequence-specific DNA binding. Gene Ontology annotation, biological process: cell fate commitment; regulation of transcription by RNA polymerase II. Lineage: Eukaryota; Metazoa; Chordata; Aves; Anseriformes; Anatidae. The record is from RefSeq and is a predicted model, not a curated record.